Colletotrichum higginsianum IMI 349063 is the source of this 1536-nucleotide messenger RNA. RefSeq names its product Sporulation protein rmd1. The transcript has 3 exons. The record is from RefSeq and is a predicted model, not a curated record. Bases 1 to 1536 code for a protein of 511 amino acids. Lineage: Eukaryota; Fungi; Ascomycota; Sordariomycetes; Glomerellales; Glomerellaceae.
AUGGACCAGACAGCAACAGCCGCUGGGUCGGCUUCGGCCACCGAAAACACACCACUGCUCCCCACGGCAGACGUCCGCCCCAAGUCGUCGCGUACCGUCACCUUCAACCCGAACCCCGUCUCCAAGACGAUAGAGCCCGAGCCCGACUUCCAACGAUCCAAGGCGGGCCAUGGCAACAACAGCCUGUCGGCGAGCCCCGGACAGAGCUCCGCCCUGGCCUCCAUCAACAACAAGCUGCGGAGGAGGAACAGCCACGGAGCGGUGCCGAGCCACAUACCACCCCAGCUGGUGCCCAAGAUCGGUCCGCAGCGAAGCACCAAGAAUGCGCAAAAGCUUAAGCUGCUCCCUAACCCCGAGCUCAACGAAGAGAGCCCGGAUGAGGAGAGCGGUAGGGACGUGUACUCGCAGUAUACCCGGAUCAAGGAUCCCACGGCGCGCAGAGAUGCCGCGCGCCUGGGUAAGGCGGACCGCGACCGGCUGCCGAGGGUGACGGCGUACUGCACGGCCAACAAGUACCAGAUGGACGGCCUGAUGCGUUUCCUCAAGGGCCGGGGCAAAUCGAGGGGCGCCAACCCGAAGCUGAUCGACGAGUGCAUCUACUCGGCGUACGACUACAGCAAGACCGUCGAGAACAGGCACGACCGCAGAGUAGGCGCCCAACCCGACCCGGUACAGGCGUACGAGAGGCGGCACUCAACGGGCGACGUCUCGGACAACGGCUUCUCUCGCGACAACCUCAUCGACCUCCAGUCGGAAGGCCGGCAGGACUCCGGCUUUGUCGACGGUUUCGACGGAGGCAACGAGCACGCCCUGGUCGAGACCAACCCGGACUUUGACACCCAGGUCCACACCCCGGAGGUCUUCCUUUUCGACUACGGGGUCGUCGUCAUAUGGGGCAUGACCCUGGCCCAGGAGCAGAGGUUCCUGAAGGAGAUUGCCAAGUUCGAGACGGAGAAGCUUUCGGUGGACGACGUCGAGACGGAGCACUUCAACUUUUACUACACGCGCGAAUACCAAGCGCGUAUCUACAACGACUUCAUCACGCUGCGGGACAAGCGGAACUACAUGACCAAGCUGGCCAUCUCCCACGCGCUGGCCCAGAGCGUCAAGACGUCCCUGUUUGAAGAGUUGAUCGCCUCGACCGUCGACACGUGCAAAGACAUCCCUACCCAGAUCGCGUUGACGGGCAAGAUCGCCCUCAGCCGCACGCAAAUCAACAUGCAGAUCGGCGAGCUCUUCAUUCUCCGCAUCAACAUCCAUCUCAACGGCUCCGUGCUCGACACGCCGGAGCUGUUCUGGGUCGAGCCCCAGCUCGAACCCGUGUACCAGGCCGUCCGGAGCUACCUGGAGAUGGACCAACGUGUCGGCCUCCUGAACGAGCGUCUGGACGUCAUUGCCGACUUGUUGGCCGUGCUGAAGGACCAGCUCAGCCACGGCCACGGAGAGAAGUUGGAGUGGAUUGUAAUUGUACUCAUUGCGGCCGAGAUUGUCGUCGCAGCCAUCAACAUCGUGGUGGAUUUGUAUGCAUCGGAUUAG